Messenger RNA from Paramacrobiotus metropolitanus, 716 nucleotides. Its product is annotated as spermosin-like. Gene Ontology annotation, molecular function: serine-type endopeptidase activity. The record is from RefSeq and is a predicted model, not a curated record. The transcript is spliced from 2 exons. NCBI's taxonomy places the organism in Eukaryota, Metazoa, Tardigrada, Eutardigrada, Parachela, Macrobiotidae. Gene Ontology annotation, biological process: proteolysis. The coding region runs from base 100 to 417 and encodes 105 amino acids.
CGAUGCCUCAGCUUUUUUUGUAGUUAUAUUAUAGAUCUAGUUCCUUGAUAGUUCCUUGAUAGUAAUCGUGUUUAUGUCGCUACGUUGAGGACUCAGAUCAUGCAAUACGGACAUAUCUUCGUUGCGAUAGAGAAGAAAAAUUCGAGUCGUUGUCAACAUGGAUCCUCUCGCUUACGCUCGGAUAGGAUUGUGUGCAUCGGGUCAACUCUGACGGCUGAUGCUUGCAGUGGCGAUAGUGGAGGACCACUGGCAUGCUUUGAUCCUAGAGAACAUCGCUUUUAUUUGGCCGGAGCCACUAGUUACGGGUUUGGAACGCCGCCCAACAAGUGCGCGUCAGGUGAACUGGCUCGUUACACCGAUGUGCCGGCAUAUGUGGACUGGAUUGCCAAUGUGACGCAGACGGAAGUGGUUACCUAAAUGUCUACUGUCCUUCGAUGAGCCCAAUACUAAACUAUCUGUAAUACCUACCUUACCAUGUAGCUAUGGACAACACCCCUAACCAAUGCAUUUCUUAGAAAAUUACUCAUCGUGUGCAGUUAGAAUUCGUUUCAUGUCUUACGUACUUCUCAUUAUUUAAAUGUUUUAAUUUAUCUCCCUUCAAUAAGGAGAUGAAAUAACAGGUUGUACUUUAAACAAUGAGAACAAAGAAUUUUUGAGUAAUACACCCGACUGUUCGAAUUUUGGCCUUUAACUAACGUUUAGCUAACGUACUUUUU